AAAUUGAUAAAUUCCAGAAAGGAGAAGGCAAAGAAGAUGAAAAAUACAUUGAUGUAGUGAUUAAUAAAAACAUGAAACUGGGGCAAAAAGUAUUAAUUCCAGUAAAGCAAUUUCCUAAGUUCAACUUUGUGGGGAAACUUUUGGGCCCACGUGGCAAUUCUCUGAAGCGCUUGCAAGAAGAGACAUUGACAAAAAUGUCAAUAUUGGGAAAAGGAUCCAUGAGGGACAAAGCAAAGGAAGAAGAGUUGAGGAAAAGCGGAGAAGCAAAGUACUUCCACCUAAACGAUGAUCUACAUGUUUUAAUUGAAGUAUUCGCCCCACCAGCAGAAGCAUAUGCCAGAAUGGGACAUGCACUGGAAGAAAUUAAGAAAUUUCUCAUUCCU
Python bivittatus (Burmese python) is the source of this 383-nucleotide messenger RNA. The record is from RefSeq and is a predicted model, not a curated record. NCBI's taxonomy places the organism in Eukaryota, Metazoa, Chordata, Lepidosauria, Squamata, Pythonidae.